Molecule: messenger RNA, 330 nt
Organism: Neoarthrinium moseri
Lineage: Eukaryota; Fungi; Ascomycota; Sordariomycetes; Amphisphaeriales; Apiosporaceae
Exons: 1
Coding region: 1-330 (109 amino acids)
Source: RefSeq, a predicted model, not a curated record
AUGCAGGUCAACGUGCUCUCGGCGUGGUCACGACGGACGGGCACGUGGCACGGGAGGGAGGAAGAACUGCGCAAGAGACCUCACAUCGGGUUGACCGCCUGCCAAUCGACCCGGGCGAUGUAUGCCAUCUGGCAAUGCGGUGUUCCGUCUCACAGCGGCGCCAUAGCGUCGACUCAAGAUUCCGCGCUGGAAAUGAACAAGGCUCAUCCAUCAGGAAAGGUGUACCGACGCGGAAUUGCGCGAUCGCCCGGCCUCCCACGCGCAGGACCGCGGACGCUAUACAGCAACCCUCGUUCCACCGGUGGAUGCUGUCCUUCGAUCCCCACGUAA